Molecule: messenger RNA, 546 nt
Organism: Musa acuminata subsp. malaccensis (wild Malaysian banana)
Lineage: Eukaryota; Viridiplantae; Streptophyta; Magnoliopsida; Zingiberales; Musaceae
Source: RefSeq, a predicted model, not a curated record
CGCUUCUUUACCUGGCGGCGGACGGAAUACCCAAUUAGAAGAGAGGAAGAAGAAGGGGAGAAGAAGGACUAUGUGAGGAGGCAAAGGAGAAGAGACGGAAGAACAGAGAAGGGGAAGGGAAUGGUGUUCAACGCAGGGUGGGUGGCGGCGGUGGCGAGGGUGUCGGCCGAGGCGUGCCAGUACGUGGCUUGCAACCCGGAACGGCUGAGCAGUGAGGAAGUGCUCGACCUCCUCUUCUGCCUCCCCCUCCGCCAUCUCCGCGGCUUCGCCCUCUGCCUCUUCUCCUUCCUCUGCUUCCCACCCUUCCUGUCCGACGACCUCCGCCGCAACCGUCUCUAUUACCUCGGAUCCUCCUCCUCUUCGUCGUCCUCCUCAGACGAAUAUGACUCCACCGGCGGCGGCUACGACUCGCAUUCCGACUGAUGGAUAGAACCCGGCGGAUCUCUGUUCACUAUGCACAGUUAAAUUUGGCACUAAAACUGUUCCAUUAUCAGGAUCGUUAAAUUUGAGUUACAAACAUUUCAGGUCUUAUAGCUUCUUACAUAA